Molecule: messenger RNA, 2552 nt
Organism: Hemicordylus capensis (graceful crag lizard)
Lineage: Eukaryota; Metazoa; Chordata; Lepidosauria; Squamata; Cordylidae
Gene: TAF1B
Product: TATA-box binding protein associated factor, RNA polymerase I subunit B
Exons: 15
Coding region: 132-1883 (583 amino acids)
Biological process (GO): nucleolar large rRNA transcription by RNA polymerase I; RNA polymerase I preinitiation complex assembly
Cellular component (GO): RNA polymerase transcription factor SL1 complex; RNA polymerase I core factor complex
Molecular function (GO): RNA polymerase I core promoter sequence-specific DNA binding
Source: RefSeq, a predicted model, not a curated record
UCGGAACCAAAUGCUUAGAAGGCUUGUUUCCCAGCCGGCUGUAGUUUAAUGAGCUCAUCGUCUCGGGGUCGGGGGAAUGGUUGCUAUGCCGCAGUGGCGGUGAUUGGUAGCAGGCCCGAGGCAAGCGCGAGAUGGAGCAAGAGCAUACGAGAGACUAUAAUGAACCCUGUGUACAGUGUUCUGAUGUUAACUGGGGCCUUACGGAAGAAGGCAAAUUUUACUGCAGAUCUUGCCACAAUGUCAUAGAAAGGACUAGAGAGGUUUUGACUGGAGAUGUUACUUCAAAUGCCAGAGCACAGUCUAUCUCUAAAGGAUUAAAAAAGAAAAAGAAAUUUGAUAAAGGUUGGGAAUGGUACAUCUGUGAAGGCUUUCAAAACAUACUCUGCCAACAGGCUGAAGCUCUGCAGUCUUUAGGGGUUUCUUCACAGAUGAAGGAUGAAGUUCUAUGGAAUUUUUGGAAACGUUACCUGCAGAAGAGCAAACAUGCACAUUGUGACAAGCCUUUCAGUGAUGCUACUCAUGAUGCCUUUUCAACAUGUGAAAGUGAUACUGAAGUAGAUGGGAAUAUAGAACUUUCUAGACUUCUUGACUUACCUUGCUCUGCAAGUGAUACAGACUUAAUUUCAGAAUCUAGCAUUGGAGCUGUUUCUUCUAUUGGUAAAUCAUCAGAAAGAUCUGUCUGGUCUGGAUCAGUAGAUGGUAGCUCUUACUUAUCGAAAAAGAAGAAAGGGGACCUGUUAAUGUCGAUGCCAAUGACCUUGGCUUUCUGCUAUUUGGCAUUGCUCUGGCUGAGAGAAGCAAUUAUGCUAUCGGAUCUCUUAAGGCUUGUAAUGGAUGGUCACAUUCCUUACUUGAAUGCUUAUAAAGAUUUCCCAGAAGAGAUGAAGAUGUAUGGGAUUGACUUCAAGAUUUUCCAUGUACAGUCUUGGCCUGCAUAUGACGAUGUCCAUAAGAAAGCACAUGACCUUGCAACAUACAUAGAGCUACCUCGUUUUCCAGAUAUUGAAGAAGGAAUCUUCCUUCAUCCAAACAUUCUCUGCAUGAAGUAUUUGAUGGAAGCUAACUUGCCUGAUGACAUGCACAGUUGGACUUGCAGAGUGGUAGAAAAGAUUGGCAUUGGUGAAACAGACUUUCUGACACUUCAUCCUGGGAAUAAAUCAUCCUGUAGAGUGAAAUAUGAUAUUCUUGCCAUAGCUGUUGUUGUAGUGGUGCUGAAAAUCCUCUUCUUGCUGGACGACCAAUAUGAAUGGCUACUAUCGAACUACAUUGAAGAGAGAAACAAAAAUAAUAAAGAAGGUUGUCCAGUUUUUGAUAUUGGAAAAUGGUACGUGGUUGUAAGGAACGCUAUGGAUGUGGAGCAAAAGAAACUAAAUGAAGAAAGAGUCAGGCAUUUAUGGAGAUGUGAGAAGCCACUGUUGUAUUCAGCCAUGCGCAAGUCUGUCAUUCUCAAGAAAAGACAAAUGGUUGUAGAUCUUCAAAGACAAUUUCGCACAUUGUCUGGCUUAAUGGAACCUACUGAGAAGCAGAAGCCUUCAGGUUUCCAAUUGCACUGGACUGAGGAAAACACAGCAGGGAAUUGCUUUCAUGGCCACAGUAUGGGUGGAAUUUUACAAGAAAACGGCAAUGUCAUUACAACUCUGAACAGAAAUUAUUGGUUGUGUACGAUGAAACUAUGCAAAAAUAAGUGUGGUCAUCUGACGCACUAUAAGGAGUCGGACUUUCCUCAUACCUACCAGUUUGUGUUAAAUCUGUUCUCCUUCCUCCUAAGAGUACAGCCCUCUGUGAUCCAUGAAGAAGUGUGUGCAAUAGAAAACAAACUCUUUUCUUCCAAAAUUGAAAAGAAAUCCAGAAAAUUCAAAACUCCAAAACGGAGAAAGCCUUAAAGGCCGGAUUUUUUUUAGCCUUUCAGAACAAAGGGUGAAGAUCUACAGGCUUUCUACAGAAGAUCUACUGAAAUAGCUUAUGCAGCCAAUUCACACUCGAAUGCCACUGAACUGAGCAGAUUAAGAUAGAUGCAUUCUCUCUGCUGUUAGUUUAUUCUUACAGUUCCUACGCAUAGGGAAUUGCACAGAGGGUGACGAUGUGAUCCCACUAAUUACCAAAGUUUAUUUUCCUCCAUGGUAUUGUAAAAUUUUCAUAUCUUCGUUUUAUAUUCUGAAUGGUUUUGUUUUCAUUAGAUGGAUAGUCUGGUUUAAAUGGCUACAAAAAAUAAAACCUAAAGAGUUGUAUCCAAAGUAAUGCAAACAUCAGGAUUUUCUUGCCCCUCCUCCCUACUACAACUCCUCCCACCCGAAAAUCCGUUCUUGAAAGUUGAGGAGCUCUCCAGGGAGGUGCAUGGGGAUGUACGGGGGGGCUGCAGCAAGCAGGGGACAUUGAGGAGCACCUUGCACAAUAAGGUUAAAGCUAAAUACAGUUAUUAAAAUUUAUUAAAAUUAAGUUAUUUUAUUUCACAAGUGUACCUGCCUGCUUGCACAAGACACCUUUUGGAUUUCACCUAAUAAUAUAUUUAAAUAGCUUUUGAAAUAAAAAUUUUUUUUUCAGAUAAAAUUGUC